Messenger RNA from Peniophora sp. CBMAI 1063, 3915 nucleotides. The record is from the annotation of a GenBank genome assembly. Lineage: Eukaryota; Fungi; Basidiomycota; Agaricomycetes; Russulales; Peniophoraceae.
AUGUCCGACACGGAGGUACUCCAGAAGAGUAGUGGGUCACUGUCCACAUGGAGAUUGGUUCGCGACGCGCUCUCAACACUGGCGACUUUGCAGGAUAACGCCAACGAUACUAGCGGAAGUGACGCCGGACCAUCGCAUAGCGAAGACGCUGAGUCACUCACUGUACUCGGCGACACAUACAUCCAACGCUACAAGAACCUGGGAUCACCGGAAGAUCUCAACGACGCGAUUGCGGCAUAUACUCGCGCAUUGGAGGUCACACCCGAUGGGCAGCCUAAUAUGCGUAUACGAGUCAUUAACUAUGGCUCUGCAAUACAGUGCCGUUUUGUCAAAUGUGGCGAUGCUGCCUCGGCCUCAGACUUCGAGAUUGCUAUCUUUUCGUUUACCUUCGCGGCUGAAGUUACCCCGGACCACGAUCCCGAUAAAGCCCGGAUCCUAUCUCUUCUCGGUUCAUCCAUUCUGACCCGUCUGCAACACCUCCCUGGCAGUUUCAGGGUUGACGACGUUGAUGGCGCCGUCGCUGCACAUCGUCGAGCGGUAGAGCUCACCCCUGACGAUGAUCCUGAGCGGCCAUGUCGCUUCAGCCAACUAGGGCGUACCUUGACAUACCGCUACCAGCGCUUAUACUUCGAACAUGGCGCCGGCACUUAUCUUGAAGACGCUGUCGCCGCCCAUCGCCAGGCUGUCGAGCUCACGCACGAUGGACAUCGUGAGAAGACAUCGCGUCUAAGCGAGCUGGCGGGCGCGUUGAUCAAUCGAUUCCAGUAUACUCAUGACCCUGAGGAUCUUGAAGAUGCUCUUGGUUCUACCCUCCGUGCAAUCCUCAUCUCUCCCGAAGGACAUAUAGAAAGGCCAGUGUGGCAGUAUAACGUUGCUGAUUACAUUCACAUGCGCUUCAUGCACUCAGGGAAGCCCAAAGACCUCGAGGACGCAGUAGCUGAAAUUCGGAAAGCGCUCGAUAUCACGCCUGAAGAACACACGAUCAGGCCCUUAGAACUUCAUCGGCUGGGUGCACUCUUGCUGAACCUCUUUGAUAUACAUGGCCAUGCGACCGAUCUGGACGACUCAAUCGCUGCACACCACGAUGCAGUUCGGCUGACGCCCGACGGCGAUACGGAGAAGUUUCGGAGGCUCAGCUCUCUGGCCACAUCCGCAUUUCGACGGUACGAGCGCUUUGGCAACCCCGGAGAUCUCGAUACAGCCAUCACCGGGGCACAACGCGCUACUGAGCUUUUGACUCGUGCAUGGGAUCAAGCAUGGUUUCACGACAGCCUUGGCCAUUACGCAUGGACUCGUUGGGAGCGUGAAAGCAGAGAAGAGGAUCUCGAAACCGCCAUCAGUGCUUAUACUGAGGCUGUCAAGUACACGAUACAUGACGAUGCAGACAAGCCUCGGAAGCUGAGCAACUUGGCGCUGGCUCUUUCUUGUCGCUUUCAGCGAUACGGAAAGCUCGAGGACCUCGAAAAGCGUAUCGAGCAUGCGCGUCUGGCAGUGGAUCUCUCAAUUGACGGCGAUAUCAACAAACCAUGGAGGUUACUCGUACUAGGAGAUGCUUUGCAGAGCCGCUAUGAGCGUCUUUAUGAGCUGGGUGACCUUGAAGGGGCCAUCACAGCAUACCGUCGCGCAUCCGAGAGCAUCCCUGAUGAUCACUCAGACAAGCCCUUGUGGCUGAGCCGACUCGCUGUCUCUCUUGGAAGCCGUUUUGAAAGGCUUGGGUCUCCGGAGGACUUGCACACCUCGCUAGAGAUCGCUCAUUGUGUGGAUGCGCUUACACCGGACGAGCAUGCAUUCAAAACGCACGCACUGACCAGUCUCAGUAGCAGUCUUUCGAGGCGAUUUGAAUAUCUGGGCGACCCACAAGAUCUACAGGAUGCAAUCAUCGUACAACGUCGCGCCGUCGAUGCCACGCCUGACACUGAUCCCGCAAAGCCCGUGCGGUUGAGUACACUCGCCACCCUUUUGCAUCACCGAUCGGACUGCAUCGCCGAAUCAGGCAACGACCUUGUCGCUGCCCAAGCGUUACACGAGCGCGCGAUAGAGCUCAAUCCCGAUCAACACCCGGACAAUGCGUGGAUGUUUGAACGAUCCGCAGACUGCCUUCGCAGCCUCUUCGAGCGAGAGAAGACCCACGCCACCUUCGUUGCAGCUAUCAAACGUUAUGAUGAUGCGGCUGGUCAAACUCAGGGUCCCAUUUAUAGCCGCUUCCGAUCAGCGGAGGCUUGUGUCAACCUACUCUCCUCCUAUCCUGACUUCAGUUCACCAGAAUCAUUGCUAUCCGCAUAUUCUCGCAUCAUGCAUAUCCUCCCCGAUAUCAUCUGGUUUGGUCAUACAGUCAAGCGACGUCUCGAAGAAGUGGCUCGUAUGGGCGGACUCGCUGGUACCGCUGCUUCCGCCGCUACUGCGGUCGGCGAUGUCGCACAUGCUGUGGAAUGGCUGGAAGCAGGAAGAGCGCUCGUCUGGUCGCACAUCACGAACCUGAGCGCUCCCGCAGACGAGCUACGAGAGACUCGUCCUGAUCUCGCCGCGGCGGUAUCAGAUAUCCAAUACAGGCUUGCCGUGGCAGGGCUUGGCGUAGCAUUCGAGCGACCGCGGGAAACUUAUCCAAGUGAAGGCGAUAUCCAUCGCGCAAUCACUGUAACUCCCACUUCUGAAGGAGAUCGUUACCGUCGACUUGUGGUUGAAUACGAAGGCCUUGUAGGAGAGAUUCGCAAUUGUCCUGGCUUUGAGGACUUUCUGCGCCCGAAGGCGUUCGAAUCCCUCCAGUCUUCGUUGAAACACGCCGCCGGACCCGUGGUGUUUUUGAAUGUAUCAUCACUUUGCUGCAAUGCAGUGAUUGUAACAAGUCAGACGUCGAAGAUUAUACCACUUCCGUCGCUAACAGAGGAAAAUGCGCAGCUCCUCUGUGCACGUUGGUUAAAGGGUCUCCGUUCUUACGGAGUGCGUCAACGCGCCACCAAAUCGAGGGCUUUAGAUGCUGCUAGAGGCAAAGAUAGGAUCACGAUGCUCUCCCGUGGUGUACUGGAGCCGCUAUGGCGGUGGGCCAUACUCCCUGUUCUUGAUGCUUUGGGCAUAGUAACACAAUCCCCUUCGAAUGAAGAACUGCCGCAUAUCAUCUGGUGUCCUACAGGAGCACUCCUACAGCUACCUUUGCAUGCGGCAGGCUUAUACGUUGCACAUGAUCCAAUGAAGUCACAUUCAAGAACUUGUCUGCACGAUUUCGCCGUGUCGUCAUACACGCCAUCCCUGUCCGCUCUUGUCCGAUGUUUACGCGGUACAAGGAACGAAGUAGCGGUCCCCAGAGUUCUAGUUGUUGCCCAACCAGAUACAGGGCGAGGCCUUUCACCUCUUCCAUGCGUCACAGAAGAGAGCGACACCAUUCGCCGCAUCUUACCCGCUGAACCGAACCAUACAUUCCUUCAUCGCGACGAGGCUACGGUGCUAUCGACCUUCGACGUCGUCAACGAGCAUCCCUGGGUCCACUUUGCAUGCCACGGGUGUCAAAAUCCGGAUGAUCCGACUCUAAGUUCGUUCGAGCUGCACGACGGCCCGCUCACUCUCGCCAAUCUUAUGACCGACAGAACGGCCGAUGAAUCCGAGCUCGCCUUCUUAUCCGCGUGCCAAACGGCUACAGGCGACGAAAAGGUUCCAGAGGAGUCCAUGCAUCUAGCAGCUGGAAUGCUCGCUAUUGGGUUCAAAGGUGUCGUGGCGACGAUGUGGUCAAUCACGGACGAAGACGCCCCUGUGAUCGUUGAGGCGUACUAUACGAGAUUGCUCGAGCUGCGUGCGUCAGGAACUCUUGCGCAAGGAGAGACCGGAGCGGCACGCGCGCUACAUGAUGCGGUGGGGUGUUUGAGGGAGAGGAUCGGGGAGAGUGCGUUCGAGAGGUGGGCUCCGUUCAUUCACUUCGGGGCGUAA